Messenger RNA from Sphaeramia orbicularis (orbiculate cardinalfish), 3581 nucleotides. Its product is annotated as probable polypeptide N-acetylgalactosaminyltransferase 8. Gene Ontology annotation, cellular component: Golgi apparatus. Gene Ontology annotation, molecular function: polypeptide N-acetylgalactosaminyltransferase activity. The transcript has 11 exons. The record is from RefSeq and is a predicted model, not a curated record. Gene Ontology annotation, biological process: protein O-linked glycosylation. Bases 96 to 1940 code for a protein of 614 amino acids. Lineage: Eukaryota; Metazoa; Chordata; Actinopteri; Kurtiformes; Apogonidae.
GAGAGAGGAAAAAUCUAUGUUAAAGGUUCUGAAUAUUUUUUCCUCCCUUGUCUCUAAGAUUAAACAAAAUACACUACAAGCACGGAGACUCCAGGAUGAGGUCUGUCUGGCUCAAAGGAUUACUUCUUGCACUUGCUGUUUCUGCAACCAUGUUGUAUCUUGGCUCAAUUAAGACGGAGCUUCAUAACCACUCAGACAGACUCCAAAGGGCUCACUACAAUGACUCCAUCAGGGGUAGGGGAAUGCUCCAGCGAAUGGACAAGAUGGAAGCGGAUAUCAGUCAGCUGCUCAACCUACUGAAUAAACUUGAAAAGAGGAAACCAGAUCCACCGAUGAACACAGAUGUGAAAAAGGAGAGGACGGUGGUGAAGAAACUAUUCCCAAAUUCAAUGCUAUUCAGUAAAUGGGGUGAUGGGCUGUCAGAGGAGGAACAAAAGGAGGCAGAGCAGCUUUUUCAGAAGUAUGGCUACAAUGCCUUUGUCAGCGACAGGCUGCCACUUAACAGGGAAAUCCCUGACACCAGGCCUUCCAAGUGUGCCGAGAAAAAGUACCCAGAGGAUCUACCUACAAUCAGUGUUGUGUUAAUCUACCUGGAUGAAGCACUUUCAGUCAUCAAGAGAGCCAUUCACAGCAUCAUCGACAAGACACCAGCUCGGUUUCUGAAAGAAAUCAUACUGGUGGACGAUCACAGCACUAACGAAGACUUGAUUGGAAAAUUGGAUGAAUACAUCAACUCCAUCAAUGAUGAGCGUCCAGGCCUUUUGACAAAAAUCCGACACUCGGAACAACUUGGCCUUACUCAGGCCAGGCUAACUGGUUGGAGAGCUGCAGUAGGGGAUGUGGUGGCCAUCUUGGAUGCUCACAUAGAAGUCCAUGUGCAAUGGGCAGAGCCACUUCUAGCUCGUAUUAAAGAGGACCGUACUCUAAUAUUGACACCAGUGUUUGACAAAGUGGGUUAUGAUGACCUGACACUGACUGCCUACUCACCAGCUGCUGACGGCUUUGACUGGGCUCUGUGGUGCAUGUAUGAGUCCUUCAGACCAGAGUGGUAUGCUCUAAAGGAUGUGACACAGCCUGGAAAGAGCCCCUCCAUCAUGGGGAUACUUGUAGCUGAUCGCAAGUUUUUUGGAGAGAUUGGAAGCCUUGAUGGUGGAAUGAAAGUGUAUGGAGGGGAAAAUGUAGAGCUAGGCAUUCGGGUGUGGCUGUGUGGAGGAAGCAUAGAAGUUAUCCCCUGCUCUAAAAUUGCCCACAUUGAACGAGCAAAGAAACCUUACCUCCCAGACCUAAAUAUAAUGGUCAGGCGCAAUGCUCUCAGAGUGGCAGAAGUGUGGAUGGAUGAGUAUAAAUACAAUGUCAACAUGGCCUGGAACUUACCUCUUGAGAAUCAUGGAAUAGACAUUGGGGAUGUUUCAGAGAGAAAGAAGCUAAGGGAGAAGCUAAAAUGCAAGCCCUUCCAGUGGUAUCUGGACAACGUUUACCCAAUGCUAGACCAUCUACAUGGCUUCCUUGGUUAUGGUUCACUGAUAAAUGACCUGAAACCAGACCUCUGUGUUGACCGGGGGCCGAUGCCUGGAAACACACCCAUCAUGUACUCAUGCCACUACUUCAAAUCUCAGCAUUGUUUUUAUCACAUUAACGGAGAAAUGUACAUUGGAGGAGUCAAAUCUCACAAAUAUACCGACAACCGCUGUCUGGUGGACCCUGCUGCUGGCGUCUAUCCUGGACUGUACAACUGCAAAACAGCCAAGCAUAAGAAGCUUCACAUGUUGUGGGAUUUUAAACAAGGAGGGACUAUCCAAAACAGAGAAACCAAGAGGUGUCUGGAACUAGCCAUGGAUGAAGAUGGCUCCUACAGACUCAUCAUUCAGCCGUGCACAAAUCAGAGAUGGAAGAUACAGAAUCUGAGCAAAACAACUGACAAACUUGCAGGCAAGGCCUAAAAGAAAAGAUGAUGUAUUGUGUAAAAACAAUUUUUUUGGGGGGUACGCUUACAUUUUUCACCCAAAGACUUGGAUGGAACAAAGGAAAGAUGCAAAAUGAAUCACUGAGAAGAAAUAGGAAAUUCAAUUUAAUUUUGCAUCAUUUAUUUUUGACAUCACAAAACAUGCACUAUGAGUUUGAAUAUUGAUGUUGUUCCUUUGUUCGGAAUCCAAACUUAUGUUGUGCAAAUAUUUUUUAUGGGUUUUUUUUCAUGCUUUUUUUCACAACAGAGACUGUUGUACUAAACCCUUUCUAGAGGACAUUGAAAUGCUUACAAAUAUUGUUUUUUAUCAGCAACUUCAUUUUUUUUAACGUUAUUGUGACAUUUUCAGAUUCCAUCAUAGGUUACUUCAAUGUAUACUUGUACAUUUAAAAAAUCAUGCUCGAGCAUCAUGGGGUUUGUUAGUUUUACUACAGCAUUUCAUUUAAGCGCUAUUUGUUCUUUUGACUUUACUUGUGCCACAAAAAAUAAAAGUAAAGGCAGAAAAAACAUUAGCCACCAUUUUUUGUGAGACACCAGGAUAUCCUCCAUCAGGAUGUCAAGGGGAGUUUUCAUUGUACACAUUUAACAUUACCUGUUCAAAUAAAACAAAUGCAUAUUUGAUUUAGUUAAGCAACAUGACAUCAUUCAAGUCAAACAGGAUCUGCUACAGCUCAUUUAUCAUCUAUUAUUGGAAAUAAAGGAGUCCCAUUUCUUCUGCCACAUGAUGUAAGCUCUGUUCUUCAGAUCCUCUGGCAGCGAGCUGUACCUGCAGGCAGAAGCAAACAUGAGAUUAAGUACUUUCAACUGGUCAGUGAUUAUAUUAGAAAUUUUGGACUUGUCAUAGUAUAUAAUGACUUAUCUACUGCCAUGUAGAAGGAUGAUUUUAUGAUUCUUGCCUUUUUUUUUUUUUUUUUACAAUAAAAACAUUGAAUGCCAAAUAAAUACAUUUAAAGUUUAGUAAAGCAUUUAUUAUUUAAAGGCUAUUCACUAUUUUUGGGUGGCCAAGUUGGGAAUUGAGCAUUAUGUGCAGCACCGAUUUAUUCAAACUUUCACUAGUUGAUACCUUAAAGAAUGAAAAGCUUAAACCUAUAUUAACUGAUUAUGUGUGAAGGGAUAUGGGUUUAUUCAUAGUUAAUAGAAUAAUAAUCCCAGACUCAAGAGGUCAAUAAACAUACCAGUCUUUAUCUUAGAAUUAGCUCAUGUUCUGGUGGUCAGGAAUGGUAUUUUGUAAUUUUGUGUUGCAUUGAAAGUGCUGCUCAUAUCUUAUAAGCUCCCUCUAAAUUGGAUUCUCGUGAGCAGUUACUGGAUAAAAAUGUUGACAGCACACACUGUAAAGACUGUACAUUGUAAAUGAAUUCACACAGAUGUUUAUUGGAACAAGUCAGUGACACAUGGACUGAAGCACAUUUUCUACUAACAUAGAAUAUCUUGUACGAGCCUCAAAUAUAAUUAAACUCUGUGUGCAUCUCAUUUCCUGAAUGACCUAUUUUUGAAAUCAUCUCUUCUGAUAAGGGCAUAUACAGAGAAUUUUGGUGCUGCCAAGAGCAGAAGUUUUGGGCUUUAAUUGACAUUAUGUGACUACUGUAAUGAAAAGCAAAACUGACGGUCUUAAUACUUA